AUAAAACCCGCAAAUACUUUGCUGCUAUUGAUUUCUUUCUUUUUAAUGUUUAAAGGGGCCGUUCCAUUAUUUCAAGAGAUAUAUAUAGCAUGAUAAUAACAACAAAAGCAACAACAAGCACAACGGCAGCAACAACAACAACAAUAAUAAUGAUAAUGAUGAUGAUGAUGAUGAUGAUGAUGAUGAUAAAAAUCUGUAUUUCUCAAACCAGAAAAAUAUAAAGAUAAUAAAAAAUAAUCUGACCUUAAUGCCGAGAGUUUAGUUAUUAGAAUACCGAAAUACUAUUGGUAUCAUGUGAAGUUCUUUGACCAAAUCAUCCAGUAACGUAUUUUUCCCUUUUUUUUUAUUUGUUUUUUUCGUCAUGCCGUUAAAGCAUCGGAUGGAAUCCUUACCUAACUUUCACAGAAAUUAAUGAGCAGUUUUUAAAAUGUUAGUCUUCCAUUAGGCUACAUCAACCAUUUCAGUGAUCUUUAAUAUAUAUUUUUGUUAUUAUUUUUUUUCAUUUUCUUCUUCAAGAUUCACUUUAUAUAUUUCUUUUUUCACACACACACACACACGAAAAUAUAUGCGCGCGCACGCACUCAUACACGCCCACAUCUACCCUCUUUGCCACGCUUUCACAAAUACUUAUUUACUCCUUUUAUAUCGUUACAAUGAUUACGUCAACGAGAAAACUAUACCAUGGGAUUCUAUUUCUCAUUUGAAAAAAAAAAUCUCCACAGCAAUAUGAAAACGAAUAAAAGACGGGAAGAAAAUAAUGCAAACCGAAGGUACCAAAGAAUAAUUUUAAGAAUUCAGAAGAACAAACAAUGAAAAAUAAAUUCAAAAGAAAAAUUGUAUCAAUGCCGUAGACAAUGAACAAUCGUAAAUGGAAUUUCAUCAUCAUGAUUAUAAACGUAAGUUAAAUUUCACUUAAAGAUCAAAACCUGGGUUACAAAAAAGAAAACCAGAAUCUCCUUGCCAUCUGAGAAAAAUACGUAAAAAAUCAUAAUCCAUCUACGUUAAGUAUAACUUCCAGAUAUCUCUCUUUCUACAUGUACAUUCAAAUUAUAUAAAAGUUCUCCAAUAUCUACAUUUAUACAAUCUAGUGGAGAUAUACUAUGUCUGGGAAGAGAAAAGAUGGAAUGAUCACGCCUAAAACGCCUUUCAUCAUAGGCUAGCGCCAACAGAGCUGAACUGGAGUUAAAUAACAACAUAAUUUAUAUCCCUAGCCAAGUAAAUGCAAACUUACUCUGAAGUGCCUUUAAUACUAAUAGUAAGUUUAUGCGUAUAUGUAUAACAUUUCAUAGUAUUUUCAAUCCCGAGUUUACACCCACAACAUAACACACACACGUGCGCACACACACAAACACACACACACACACACACACACACACACACACACACCACACACACACACAACACACACACACACAUUCACUCACACACACACACACACACACAUACAUACAUGCAUAAUUGCAGAAAUGUGAAACAAUUACAAAAAAUCCUGUUGACCAUUCGUAUAACUUAAAAGAUACAUACAUAACUAGAUACAUACAUACAUACAUACAUACAGACAUUUAUACAUACAUUCAUAUAUACACACAUACGUACACACAUACAUACAUACGUACAUACGUACGUUCAUACAUACAUACAUACAUACAUACAUACAUACAUAACUUUCUACAACAACAUCGAAAUGAUGGAUUUUGAAACAGCUUACCCUAUUGGUUUAUACCAAGAAGAUAGGGAUCCGUACCAAACAAUGCAUUCUCAAUCUAUAGAUGCAAAUCCAGUUUAUCACCUACGAGAUACAUCAAUUGAUUCUACCCCGUCUGGGUCAUACAAUUCGCUGAAUGAAGGACCAAAUGCCCAAACUAACAGAAAUUUACCCUGGAGUAUAUUUGACAAUGCAGUGUCUUCGCAAUACGCUACAACUGGAUAUUAUACGACACUCGCUGAACCUAAUGAUUUGCAAAUACAACAGCAGCAACAAACAUCAUUGCAACAAAAUACUCAUCAACAUCAUAGUCACCACCAACGUGACCAUCAUCAUCAUCAUCAUCAACCACAGCAGCAGCAACAACAACAACAAUCUCACGUAACGCCAUUGACCGAACUACAUCACCAAGGCCAAUACACAUAUAAUUUGCAACAUCACACAUCUCUUCAAAAUGCUGAGAUUGAUUUAUCAGCAACAUCGUUUCCAGUAGAAGUUUGCCACAGUCCUUCUAAAUACAACAGUUUAUCGAUUUUCCAUCGACCAGGAAGAACGCGUAUUAGACAAAUGUCCAAGUCUACUGACAGCAGUCGUGAGGGAGCCACGGAGCGGGAACGAACCCGAAUGCAUAUGCUUAACGACGCCUUCGAUGAUCUUCGACGUGUUGUUCCUAAGUCGAAUCUAAGUGAACACCAAAAGCUAUCAAAGAUAGCUACUCUCCGAUUAGCAAUUCAUUAUAUAUCAGCAUUGGCUAGUAUAUUAAAGAGUACUGGCGCUGACAUCAAGUUGAUAAAAGACACUACGUCAAUCGAUGGUCGAGGACGUCGCCGAACUGGAAGAAAGAGAAAACUUUCAUAUAAUGUCGAUACAAAAACUUAAUUGAACAUAUAGCCAAGAAGUGUGAGUGGACUGUUAGUAAUAAAUGCAGGUAUCUAAAACUGUCUUAUAAUACCUAAAAUGUAAUUAUCAUGUAGACAUUAUGCUAGGUUAUAACACUGUGUAUGCAGAUGUGUGUGUGUGUGUUUGCGUGUGUGAGAGUGUGUGUGUGUGUAUUAGUGUGUUUAUAUGUGUAUGAAUAUAUAUAUAUACCUGUUAUUUGUGUGUUUGUAUAUAUGGAUAUAUAUAUAUAUAAUAUGUGUUUAUAAAUAUGAUUGUGCAAUUUUGAGUUGAUUGACUAUUAAAUAUAGGUGUGGAUGUAUGCGCGUAUGAGUGAAUGCGUUUGUAUAAAAAUACGUGUAUUAUUGUGUUUUACAUGCAAUGCACUGGGUAUAUAUCGAAAGUAGAUUUAAAUAUACAUAUUUAUUUAACGGAUUACUUGUCCACAAAUGCACAAACGUGUUUGUAUGUACAUCCUUGUACAUAUAUGUGUGUGCAUACUUAUGUGCGCCUGUAAAAAUCGUUCGACAGAUUCAUGAUAGAAUCUUUUAUUGUUGCUCUUCUUCUUCUUUUGAUUAUAAUUAUUGUUAUUAUUAUUAUUAUUAUUAUUAUUAUUAUUAUUAUUAUUAUUA
Messenger RNA from Octopus sinensis (East Asian common octopus), 3213 nucleotides. RefSeq names its product heart- and neural crest derivatives-expressed protein 1-like. The record is from RefSeq and is a predicted model, not a curated record. The coding region runs from base 1685 to 2584 and encodes 299 amino acids. Gene Ontology annotation, molecular function: protein dimerization activity. Lineage: Eukaryota; Metazoa; Mollusca; Cephalopoda; Octopoda; Octopodidae. The transcript has a single exon.